UCCAAAUGGCCGAUUUCCAAAAUUUAAGACUACAACUUCAAUCAUCAUAACUUCGUGAAUUAUUGUAAAAUAUAUUUUUGACAUUUAAAAUUCUAUUUAAAAUAUUAUAUGUAAAAUUUUUAGAAAUAAUAGAAAUAAAUUCUAAACAUACCAUAUUUACAAAAGAAAAAUAGGGAAAAAUUUACAUAAAUACAAACAUACUUAUAAGUACAUCAGAAGAAUAAGAUCUGCAGUAGUUUUUUUUUUCGUUUUUAACUAUGAUGGUAGAUAAAGCUGUUUCUACAAACGAUAAUAAUUUUAAUGAAUUUAGUAGGGCAUACAAAUACGAUGCUGUUAUUUCAACUUUAAUUGAAAAUAAAAUUUUGUCGAUAAAAAAAGAAUGUAAAGAGAAUUCUUCAUCAAAACGCAAAAGAAGAAAAUCAUUGCGUAAAAUAUCUUUUUCAAGAAAGUUUUUUGUUAGUUGUCGAUCUAAGAGAUCAUCAUUAGGUAGUGGUAUUAGUAAUAUUAAUGAUGGUAACACAAUUAAUGGUAGAUCAAUAGUCACAUCACAUAAUCUUGAUGACGACAUAGUUGAUAAACAUCAGAAGAAAACUGAUUUAAAUGUUUUUGAUGAUGGUACUGUAAAUGGCACACCUGUAAGUCCAACAAUUUCCAAAAUCGAUGUGAUUGAUUUAACCAGUAAAAAUAUAGAUUAUGAUCAUCGCAAUGAUACUGUACUAGUAGGUAAAGCUUUUCUAAAAAGUAGAAGCAGUAGUCAUGAUGAAACUGAUUAUAAUACAUUGUCACAAAAUGAACAAUCAACAUCCAAAAUAUUAUUAUUAAAAGAUGCAUCAACCUCUUCCUCAGCUGCAUUUCAGUGUCAAGAAAAUAAUCAACAAAGUCACCCUCAAAUUCGUCAACAACAAGGUCGUCACAAUCAAUUAUCUUUAUCAUCUUCAACAUCAUCAUCUGUAUCAACUCAUGGACGUUAUGAUGGUAAUAUUCUGAUUCGAGUUAUUGAUAAAAAAAAAUUAAAACAUGGUAUUGGAGAUGAUGGCAGUGGUAGUGACAUUGGUGAUAUUAGUUCAAAUGAAAGUAUAGAUAUUUCAGGUGCAAUUGUUUCGUCAACUAGUAGUAAAAAUUUUAAAGAAAAAGAUAAAAAUAAAUAUUAUUUAAAUGCAACAAAAAAACGUCUAAUAUCCGAAGGCCUAGUAGCUUCAAUUAAGCAUAGUUUUCAUAGUUUAGCACUAUAUAAUCAAUACAAUAAUAAAUCGCUUACAGAUGUUGAAAAUAAUUUUUUAUAUGAAGCUAAAUCAAUAAGUGCCCCGACAAGUCCAACAAUACUAUUUUCACAAAAUACUAGUAAACCGCAAACUACAAUCAUAAGUAGUGAAAAUGUUAAAAGCCAAGUGUCUUACAUACGUAACAGCAUCCGUUGUCCUAAUAGUUAUAAUAAUAACAAUAUAGCGCAAACUAAUACAAAUAUUAAUCCAAAAAUUAAUAGAAAAAUAUUAAAAAGUUCGCUUAGUGAGAUAUUUUCAAGACAAAAUACAUCUGAAGAUAGUGCCAAUAUAACAAUUAGUACAGUUCUUAAUGAAAGUGAAAUAGGAAAUACAAUAGAAACUAUAGGAACAGCAGCAACUAGUAAUAUUAAUAAUAUUAUUAAAGAUAAACCAUUUCAUCGAAUUGAUAAUGUUACUGCAAAUACUGUACCUAUAAAUAAUAUGGAUUUCAAUUCUAUUGUUACGGAUUCAAAUGAAGAACCAAAAAGUUCAAAUCAAAAUGUAGAAAACCGAUUAGAUAGUGUUAUUCCCGUAACAGUAAAUGAUGCAAAAUUUCAAAAAUUUAAUAUUAAUAAUUCGUUAAUGCAACAAAACGAAAAUAGAAAACAAUCUAAUUUAAAUAGUGAAACUGUGAUCAUUGAUAAAAAAUCAUCAAAUGAAAAAAUGCCUGUUAAAGGUAUACCUAAAGUUUCGGGUAUAGCAGCAACAUCGUUAAGCGAUACUUAUGUUGAUAAUGUCAGAUUGGAGAAUGAUAAAUUUAUGGCAUCAUCAAUCGGAAAAACAACAACAGCAGCAAUUAUUGAAAAAUUCAAAAAAUCUGAUGAAUUAUUUCAAAAUUUAUUAGAAAAUCAAAAUGUUUCAAAUGUUAGCUCAAUAUUACCAUCAUCAAUGACUGGUUCAAAUUUUUUGUCAAUUAAUGGUAGUUAUACAAGUCAAACGAUAAAAACUCAAUCAACAACAACAGGAAUAAAGCUUUUCGAUAGAAAUGCUUUCUUGCCAUCUAGAAUGAUGAAUGGAAGAUAUUUACAUACUGGUAGCGAUGACGAAUACCGGCGGAAUAAAAGAAAAUAUAAAAGAUAUCACCGUUGUUCAGAUCCGGUUUUGGUUUAUCCAUCAACAAGUGGUUUGCAGCAUUGUAUUUUAAGCAUGCCCCCGAAUCAAAUUCAUCAAAUCAAUUGCAAUGAAGAUUUGGUAUACGAUUUAACGUAUCAAGCGGACCAAAAUGCAAAUGAUGAUAAAGCAUCUAUAAUGCCUGAACCCAUUAAGAAAUCAAGACAUCAUAAACAUAAGAAAAAGCAUCGCCAUAGACAGAAACCAAAAAUUCUUGUUCAUGAUUUAGAUACACAAAGUGUGAAGGUAAUUGAUCCAGAUGAUCUUCCACAACGGGCUAGAUGGACAAUAAUAGCAACUGCAUGUUUACUUUUAUUAAUGUGUUUAAUGUUAGUUGGUAUAACGCUUAGGAUGGCUCCUAUAAUUGAUGAUAUAGUGCGACAGGAAAAUGAAAGACUCAUGCAAGAAUCUUUGAAUAGAGCAAGGCUAGCAAAAAAUUAUACAGAGUCAGAUUUCUAACAAAGGUUUUUUGAUCAUCAUCGAGAAUUCUUAACAAUUAAGUAUUUAAGCAUUUGGGAUUUUCCAAAUUUAAUAAUACCUAUUAACAUUUAUAGCAGCAUUAUAAUUCUGAUUUACAAAAAAGUAACAAUAAGUGAUGCAAUUUUGUUAUAACAAGGAUUAGUUUUCUAUUUAAAAAAAAAAUAUUUGCAUAUUUAUUCUAAAGUUAGAGUAUAAAUAAUAAUUUAAAUUCUUACCAUUAUUAUUACUAGGAGAAAAAUAAAAUAUUCAAUUAAACCGAUACCAAUGAGGAGGAUAAAGGAAUUAAAUGUAAAAUGAAAAUUGAAAGAAGGGAAAAUUAAUUUUUGAUUUAAUUUAUUAAAAUUUUUAUCUAGUAAAAUUUUUAUUUUAGACAAAAAACCAAUACAUUUGUGUCAUAAUUAAAAAAAUUUAUCGACAAUUUCUUCAAAUUCCGUAAACUAUACUUCCAAUACGAUUUAUUUGUGCAAUAUGUCAAAAUAAAAUGCAAUGAAAAAAAUUAAGGUCUAAAAAAGAUUAAAGAUUUAAAUUGAUUUAAGCCAAAGUAUUUAUUAGACAGGAUUUAGAUACUAAACAUUGUUCAAUCAGAAUUGGAUUGCGUUCUCCUUAUUCUCAGACAUGAAAAGUUUAUAACUAUAUAUAUAGAUUUUUCAAAUACCAUAAAAAAAAAUAACAAAGCGGUUAUAUAGGAAGUUUGUCGUAUUAUGUCGAGAUUAUAAAAAUAUGAAUGGAGCUUAGGUUGUGAUUAUAAAUCCAAUGCUCUGAAAACAAUUUUUCACUAGGUUUCGCCUUUAGAAAGAACUUAGAAUAUAAUAUGAGCAAGGUAUUAUUUUUUUGGUCAUGUUUACUUAAUAAUUUGAAAAGAAUUUUUCAUGCAUCUAAUCGAAGUUUUAACAACUCAUGAGAGUUAUGAGUCCGCGGAAUGAAAAACAAAUUUAUUUUUUUGUAUUUCACUAUACUAAAAAUAAAAAAGAUGCCAGAAACAAGGCAAAAAAGUUGUAUUAAAUUUUUAAACUUUAUGACAGCGACAAAAAUUGUUAAAAUUUAUAAUUGUUUUGUACCUAUACAUACAUAGAUUUUUCGUUUGUUAUUCAAAUGUAGAAUUUUAUAUGUGUGAUAAAAAAGUUUUAAUUUAAUAAAAAUUUCAAUGGUUGUGAUUUUUAAUUUUCUUAUAAUAAAUAAAAAAAACAUCAUUCGACAUGGCUUGUACCAUAAAUUUUCAUUUGCUAUGAAAAUUUGUGCGAUUAAAGCAUCUUACAACACUCAUUGACAUUUCAAUACAUUUGGAAUUGCCUACGUCAUCUUAAAUUUCAUUGUAUAUGGGAAAUUCACAAUUGUAUUCAACUUUAAUUUGUUGGGAAAAAUUUCCGAAUGUUUGAACAGAUUUUUGAAAAUUUAAUUAAGAUUUUAAAACUUUGUUUUGUGGGUAGCUAGCUAUGUUUAAUAUUUUAAAUUAAAAUCCAAAAUAAACGCAAAAAAAGAGAAAUUAAGAGAAAUAAUAACCAAAAUUAAAAAAAAUCACAAAAAUUAUUUUUAGAAAAUUCUAAAUCUAAUCAUACAAAAAAAUUAAUUUUUCUUUUUCUUAAUAAGGUCAGAGGUACGGCCCAUCUGCUUAUAAAAUUUAAAUUAAUCCAUCAAAAAGUUAAUUUUCCAUUCUUAUACGUCCUUUAAGAGAAACUACAUUAAGGUGAUCCUGUAAUACUUGUAUAACAUUAUUAUCAAAAAGGUUUUUAAUGGAUUACGGUAAAAAAAUUUUAAAAUUAUUUGAUUUUAAUACACAAACAUACAAGCAUUCAUAUUAAUAUACAUGUGUAUGUAUAUACGCAUGUAACCAUAUGUUAACAUACCUGCAUAAUGUACAUUAAAUAUUUGAGUGCAAAAUUCAUUCAAUUUACUCUUAUAUAAAGAGAAAAUACACAUUUACGAUAUAUAUACAGCGAUGUGCUUUAUAUUUAAGAUAGGCAACAAAAGCAUAGUGAUGAAUAAACAUUAAAAGAAAUAAAUUUCAUGCCAGCCAUAAUAAAAAUAUAGCUCAAAUUCAUCAAAUAUGUAUGUAUGAAUGUAUGGAAGAAUUUAAUUUUGAUUAUAUCCAAUUAUUACAGCUCGGUUAUUUUAAAAUUUUAUUAGUUGGAUACAAUUCUGUGAAUGGUAGAACUAGGCAGUAUAUUUUAUACUUCCAGUGACGAAAGAAAUGACAAACAUUUUGUUAAAUUUUUACAUAUUUAAUUACUAAUAAGCCAUCGUAGUGAUUUAUUAAUCUAGGUUAUAAUAUCAAGAUUGAAUUGAAGCCCAUUAUUUAACCCAUUUUGACGUUGCAUCGAAAGUUUAUACUGCGCGCUUUUAGUCGCUUUUUAUACGAAUAUUUUAAACGUUAUCUCGUUGAAAUAUAUACUUAUAUUUCGAAAUGUGAUGUUUUUCAAAUUUAAAAAUUUAAUUUUAGAACAAAUUUAUUAAGGUCGUAUAAUUUUUUUAAAAAAUAAUAUUUCAGUGAGUCGCCACUGUCUAUUUUCACGUAUACCGACUGAAAAUAUCGAAUUUUUUAUUAUAAAAAAAACGUAUUUAAAAAUUUAUAUGGAAGACUAUAAAGAUGGCUCUCUCUACCUUGCAUAUUACAUUUUAUUAAUAUUAUUAAUAAGAUUCACUUAAUUUUUAGUAGGUUCAAACAGUUCAAAUUAGUUUUUCGUACGAAAUUUUUUUGACAGUAUAAUUCUUUCGUUCAUUUUAAAUUAAUUUUAAGAUUUAAAGAAAAAUCAAAAAUUGAAAUUAAGAAAUUAAAAAAAAAAAUUAUUGUUUUUCUUAAUGGUAUAGUCAGUAAAUGAAGGUUUUAACAAUUUUUGUCGAAUUUCAUUUGUAUUUUAUUUUAAUAAUGCAAAAUUUUUCGUUAAGAGGGAAUGGAAAUCUUGAAAUUUUAAGAAGGAGAUAGGAAAAGUUUAACAAUAUUUGUCUUUAUUUUACGAAAAAUUGUUAUUAAAAUUUUUGAAAAAAGUUUAAAUAUACACAUGAAAUUUAAAAGAAAGAUUCAUUUCUAUUUUUAUAUUAAUAAAAAAAAAUAUUCUUAUAUAUGCCUAAAUAAACAGUAAAAUAUGAAGAUAAAAUGGCGUCAAUUGCUUCACAAUUAACAAAUUUAAAAAAUACUUUA
Condylostylus longicornis is the source of this 5988-nucleotide messenger RNA. Its product is annotated as serine-rich adhesin for platelets. NCBI's taxonomy places the organism in Eukaryota, Metazoa, Arthropoda, Insecta, Diptera, Dolichopodidae. The coding region runs from base 258 to 2831 and encodes 857 amino acids. The record is from RefSeq and is a predicted model, not a curated record. The transcript is spliced from 6 exons.